This is a messenger RNA of Sardina pilchardus (European sardine), 1163 nucleotides long. RefSeq names its product growth arrest and DNA-damage-inducible, gamma a (gene gadd45ga). The transcript is spliced from 4 exons. NCBI's taxonomy places the organism in Eukaryota, Metazoa, Chordata, Actinopteri, Clupeiformes, Clupeidae. The record is from RefSeq and is a predicted model, not a curated record. Gene Ontology annotation, cellular component: cytoplasm; nucleus. The coding region runs from base 56 to 532 and encodes 158 amino acids. Gene Ontology annotation, biological process: regulation of cell cycle.
GCACACAGUAAACGAACUAAAGCCUAACCUUUGUGGAUACUUGCCUAUAUCAACCAUGACUCUUGAGGAAGUUCACGGACAAGAUAACUCUGAAACAACUGACAGAAUGCAAAUCAUCGGUACUGCGUUGGAAGAGUUACUCGUUUCGGCGAAGAAACAAGACUGCCUGACAGUCGGUGUAUACGAAUCAGCAAAAGUCAUGAAUGUUGAUCCAGACAAUGUGGCAUUCUGCGUGUUAGCGACAGACGAGGAGUACGAAUGCGAUAUUGCCCUCCAGAUCCACUUCACCCUCAUCCAGGCUUUUUGCUUUGACAACGACAUCAACAUCGUGAGGGUGAAUGACAUCGAGCGCCUCGCCGGUGUUGUUGGCACUGACGAGUCGGAGGAACCUAAAGACGCUCACUGUAUUCUUGUCACGAGCCCCAAUGUGGACGCGUGGAAGGAUCCUGCUUUGGACAAACUCCGGCUGUUCUGCGAAGAGAGCCGUGGCAUGUACGAGUGGGUGCCGACCAUCACCCUCCCCGAGCGCUGAACUGGGCCACACUUCUCUUCGCUUCUGCAACAGAAGGAGAAGAAACCUAUUCCGAAUCACCGAGUGUGAAGUUACCCCUCAGAUAGUGGAGGAUGCAAAGCGUUCCUCCAGAUUUCGGGGACUCUCUGGAAAUGCCGGGCUGGCGCUGAAAGAUGAACAUGGACUGGAUGGGUACAGGAAAGUUCUGGAAAGGUCGAGGAGGAGUCGGCCGGGUCGAGAUGGACUUAUGUGUUUGGAUACAGUAUGAUUCCCUCACACCCUCCACACUUGCAAUCUUGGAUGGGAACAGAAAGAUGGAGGAGUCGAAACGUCAAAAUUGGAAUGUGGAUAGAUGGACUUUGAGAGUUUCUAAAGGGAAACAAGGAAGGAACUGGACUGACACAUGAAUUGAGCCUGAAAUGGCAUGGUGGAUUUUAUAAGAUUAUGGGACAUUUCUGAUUGAAGCAAUGGUGUUAGCUUCCCCUUGCAAUGAAGCUUGAAGCUAGCUGUUUCUGGAUGGACUUUCAGACAAAAUCAUCUUUGUUAUGCUGAAAUGAUGGAAAAAGAGAUGUUCUACAGUUAAAAGAAAAAUGCAAUGAUGUUGUUUAACUAUUUGCAGACAUUAAUAAAUAUUUCAAAAGUUUAUCCGUUA